AUGUCAUGUUGCGCCUAAGUAACACUGAAAUGUUCACAUUGUGAUGUUGUGUCGAUGAGCUUGUGUGUUGAUUGCUUAAUUGGUCUUUUGUACGUUAUAUAAUGUUCUGUAAUAAAUUAUAUAAAUAUAUAUACAUCAACAAAACAGUUUUUAUUGGUUCAUUUAAGAUGAACACUUCAUAAUAAGGAAUAGUUUUAGUUGAUGGUUGUCUUCAUCAAUAGUAAAUAAAACAUGUACAAAUAUUUUUUGUCCUCAUCAAGAAGUAUAACUGCCAACGUCAUCUUUUCGCGCCGGCUGAAAAGUGGGCGUGGCCGCGUGAACAUCAGCCGCAGAUCUGUCACUGCUUGUGCGGCUCCGUCCGGUGGAAGAGGUCUACCGGAACCCAAGAGAGACGUCCCGUAAUCAACCGCGCCGCACCGACUGCUUGGUGGCCGCCGGAGCUGAAAAAGAGGGCCAGUGUCGUCACCAUGGAUACGGGUGACGAGAAGAACCAGCCGCAGGAGGCAUCAGCCAAUGACAGCGCUUCAUCUGGAACGAGUGCCCGCUCCUCUGCCAUGAACUCCAUGUCUUUGUACGAAAGGCAGGCUGUGCAGGCCCUGCAGGCGCUCCAGAGGCAGCCGCACGCCGCUCAGUACUUCCAGCAGCUCAUGCUGCAGCAGCACAUCAACAAGGCGCAGCUGCAGAACCUGGCGGCCGUGCAGCAGGUCCAGGCCAGUCUGGCGGCAGGUUGUCAGCCGAGCCAAUCCGGCGGUAGCCCUUCUCAGACUGCCAUCACUUCAGCAGCCAGUGUGACGUCUAGCUCCGCCUCCACAGCAAGCAACCGCCCUGUUGGCGUCUCGGCGACGACCACCAUUAGCCAGUCGGUGCUGCUGGGUGGAGGCGCUGGAGGGCGGGGACAAAUGUACCUCAGGGUCAACCGUUCGCUGAGAGCGCCCAUCUCCCCGCAGCUCAUCUUCAUGCGUGGUAACACGGCGACCGCUGCCGUGGCGACCCUCCCUCAGCUUCCUCAGCCUCGGAAACCAGAAAUAGCGGCCACAUUGUCCUCCGGCUGCCAAACUGAUAGCGAUCAGGUGCAGAACCUGACUGUGCGGAACGUGGUCGGUCCAAAAGGUGUCAAAACUGAGAGGAGCGAUGCUGCUGCCUACUCGCUAGUCCACUCCACCCCACAGUCUCCCAACAAGGCCAGUCAGCCUCAGCCGCCCCCCAUCAAGAUCCCAACAUACCCUCAGCCCGCCAACAUCAAAGCACCACCUCCCCUGUCCUCCACUAGCGCCACGUCUUCCUCCGUUCCUCUUACGCAGCUUCUGCUUCACAGUACUCAAACUACUGCUCCCGCCGUGACACACGCCCUGGUCCUAACAUCCACCGGGGCAUCGCAGGCCCACACGUUCCCAGUCGGCACGACGACAAUCAAGCCGGCAGUCGGUGCUCAGACGUUGGUAGUGCAGCCUUUGCAGAAGAGCUCACUGGGUGGGGACAAAUUGGGUCAUGGCAACAAUCCUGUCCCCAUCCAGCCUAAAACCCUGCAGGGUCUGCGCCUGCCCCUGCAGCUACCUUCGAGGAACCCCCCUCCCAUCAUGCCUGCUCCGACGCCAGCCAGCAGCUCCGCCAUGACGCCGCACAUCCCCGUUCAGAUUGUUGGCGCCAGGCAGAGCACGCUGGGAAGCAGCCAGGCGUUAGCUUUAGCUCGGGGUGGUUGCAGCCAGGAAGGGGCCGCCAUCCUCACCAGCUCGUCCAGCCUGCUCACCAUAGUAGCGUCCAUUGCCUCAAGAGAGAGCGGGGUCACGGGUGGAGGGGUGGGCGUUAAGGCGCUGUCCCAAGAGCCCCACCCAUCAUCCCUGACCUCUAAGGUUCAUGCCAAUCAGAGUGAAAAUGGACCCCUCACUGUAAGCGCCGCCUCCUCUCAGUCUGCAACAGUCUCCUCCCCCACCUCCUUGCUGGCAAGCGCCCCCCUCCCCUUGGCGGCCAAUGGCGACUUAGUGGGCUGUCGGACGGCGCAGGUAAAAGAAGCGACCAGCAUGCUUAAACGCAAGUUGGAUGAAGAUGGCCCCUCUCGUCCACAGUUGCUGCCCGUUAAAAAUUGUUCCUCAGUGCUCACCAGCGUUUCCAUGGAAACAGGGUCUGCCCCUCCCCCAUCCUACCCAACCCUGCCAGUGUCCCGCAGUGGCUGCGCUCGUAGAGAGAAGGCUCCUCCCCCUCAAGCCGUGAUCAAACCGCACGUCCUCACGCACCUCAUUGAGGGCUUCGUCAUCCAGGAAGGGCCGGAGCCUUUCCCCGUGUGUGGAACAAUAAAAGACUCAGCCGGGGAAGAUCAAUCUGUUACUACGACAACAGUGCUGGAAUGUGAGUACUGUAAGAAGUUUGCCCCCGCCAGCCAGUUCCGAGGCACUAAAAGGUUCUGCUCCAUGUUGUGUGCAAAAAGGUACAACGUCAGCUUCAGGCAGCCCCUGAGCGUGCGGCACGCUCGGGAAUGCCACCAGCCUCCCCGUCAAGAUCAGCUGUCCCACUCAGACGAGGACGCAGGGGUAGCCAGGAGGAGGGUUCCUCGCAGGACCAGCUCAGACAUAGCCAGCGCCAAGAUAGCGGGAAGACCCCUUCCUGUCACGCGCCACUCCGAGUCUAGUCACUCUGACACAGAGUCCAGUGGCGAGGAGGAAGAGGACAACCCCAUGUCUCUCUCGCCUGCCUCUUUAGCUUCCUGCCACGCCAAGGAGACUCCCAGCCUCAGCUCCCAAUCUUCAAGCCCCGCCCACUGGAGUGUUGACCAAGUGUCGCAGUACAUUUCCUCCUUACAAGGCUGCGAGGAGCUGGCCUUGCACUUCCUGUCGCAGGAGAUUGACGGACAGGCCCUACUGCUGCUAAAGGAGGAACAUCUCAUGUCCACCAUGAACAUCAAGCUGGGCCCCGCCCUCAAAAUCUGCGCUCACAUCAACAACCUGAGGGACUAAGGCGGGUCAAAGUGGAGGUACUGAACUUGUCCUGUUCAAGUAUUUUUUCGAACUUCUAAAAGAGAAAUUUGGUCUGGGUUUUUGUCUUUCCUUCACGUUUGAGUCCAAUUCAUCAUGUGACAAAAGUUGGACCAAACCAAGGAAGACAAGCAUAGUUUUACUCUUCAGUCUUAAGUGGUUCAUUUGGACAGGACCUCAUCCUCGGUAUUGACUCUUUUCCUUCAAUUUAAACUGAGAACAUCAAGGUUCAUUCGCACAUUUUUGGACCUCACCGCCAAAAGCAAUAUUUUUUAUGAACAGCACCACCAGGUUCAUCCAGAUCUGGAGUUGAUCACAUCAGACUAAACAAGCACUUGAACUUGCAGCGUGUCCCCAAGUCUACUCUAAUGUUCUGUGUAAUGUGUGUGUGUGUGUGUGUGUGUGUACCGCUAUUUAAAUUUGUGUAUGUUCGUCGUGUGGACCUUGACGACUGUCUGGAUCGUCCCUUAUAAGGGUUUUGUCACAUAGCAACACUUGUUAGCUUGCUAGGUAGCGCUCUUCAUCAUUAUUAGUAACUUCUAGAAGGUUCUUGAGUCAUUGUCAGAUGUUUGACACUGUGAUGAAGCACAAACUGACUUAUUUAUAAACUCCAAAGCACUUAGCUGUGUAAGAACAACAAAAAGCCUGCAAUGAUUCUCAACGUGUUCAGAAUGUUAGCUCAAGCAAAUAAAACAUGGAGGAUUUGAUUAAAAUGAAGCCGACUGCUGCUUUAAUGCUGCUUUUUAUUGCCGCCUGUGCCGUUGCUAUGGAUACAGGGCUUUUCCUCCAUAAACUACAAAUGACUGUAUUCUAAAGACCGUUUGUGUUACUUGAAACAGCGCCCCUGCCUACAUGUGGCGGGAAAAGACCUCAACAGUAGACCAGACAUGUUUGGACAUCUGUGUCCACACUUGACAGGUAAGAUUUUAAUACAGUUCACAAAGCACUGCUGUACAAUGUGGUGGUCCUUUUAGAGUUUCUGAUUGGACGCUGACAAGUUUACAUAAUUAUUAAAUAUCAGGGUUUUACUGCCAUAAAAGAUACAACAAACCUCUGGAAAAAUAUUAGAGUCAUGACAACAUGAUCCCUUUUUCCACCAAGGGACGCAUACUUAAAAAUGUAAAUAUGUUUAUUUAAAAUAUUGUAAAAACGGUUUAAAAAAAACAACUAAUAACACACAGGCAGCACUCGUGUUUUCAUUGUGUGGUUAUGAUGCAGUCCCACAAAUGAUUAAUACUGUAUAAAAAGACAACCAGCUAUGUGCGAUUCACUAUUUCCCCAUCAUUGCGUCUUCCAAGCGGGAGGCAGACUUUUCUGAUGGCAGUGCGUCAAAGAAAAUGAAAGUGAAAUUAGAAAUAGUAAAAUGUUAAGAAAGUGGGGAAAUCGACACUAGAUGCCUGGUCCAAUUCGCUUAAAUGCUGCGACUGAAGGAUAAAGACGGUAUCUUUAAACAUAGGAAAAAACCCACUCCAGCGAAAAUAAAGCAGUGCAGUGGUCUCUCUCCCAAGCCCACAAAGGAAUAGAAGUAAAGCGUUAGAG
Messenger RNA from Entelurus aequoreus (snake pipefish), 4505 nucleotides. Its product is annotated as polyhomeotic-like protein 1. Lineage: Eukaryota; Metazoa; Chordata; Actinopteri; Syngnathiformes; Syngnathidae. The record is from RefSeq and is a predicted model, not a curated record. The transcript is spliced from 15 exons. The coding region runs from base 468 to 2948 and encodes 826 amino acids. Gene Ontology annotation, cellular component: nucleus; PRC1 complex. Gene Ontology annotation, molecular function: zinc ion binding; protein binding.